AACUGUGGUAUCAGUAUAUUAAAAAUAAAGCUUUUCUCCCCCGAUUCACACAAGCGUAUUUGUUUUGGUGAAAGAAAUGCAAACACUCUGCGAGAUCAAAUCAACGAAGGAUAAUAUCUCUGGGGAAAUAUUAACAACAGAAUAUAAAAGACUAAAACUAAAUAUCAAGUUUGUGUUAGUAUUUGAAUUAAGACAAAGAACACAAUUCUUUUCCUCUGUUACUGUAAUGUUCUGAAUGUGAAUAAAGUCACAUCCUGUUCUGUCUUUGGAAUCGCUUUUGAUAUGUGAUAUUCUUUCUACCCUCUGUUACCCGCAAGUGAGUGAGCAAGUGUUGCAUGUGUCCUUUAUCUAACUCUUUUCAUGUCAACAGUGCAUGUGGGUGUAUGACACUAGUAGAGGGGUUCGUGUGUGUGUGUGUGUGUGUGAGGGUGCAUUCAUGUGCUCACUGACCAUGCGCAUGUGUGUAUUUUGAACCAUACAAGUUACACAGUUGUCCUUUUUGUGGUGUGGGUGGACACUGAUAUUGUCCCCCCGGUGUCACAUGCUUUGGAAUAUGCUGGCUGCCUUUGUUGUCCCUCUGCCUGUUCUGCUCUUCUGGCAUUUUCAUUCAAUGGUGCACUUGAACACUGUGAUGUUAUUAAGCCUUUCAAACUACUACAGUAUGAAUUCCAGCUCUUAGGAAAGACGAACACCCCAAUGUAGGGCACAUGGAACAAGACAAAACAUCCAGGGUAUAACAGCAAGGAUUGAGAGCAACACAAGAACCAAGGAAAUGUCCCGGCAAGCAGACGCCUCCCAAUGUGGGGGGGUUGUGGUGGAGUUUCAGUCUAACGACAUCAGGGAUGCAAGAGCAAAUAGAACCAGGAAUAUACCAGGUUCAGCUCUUAUCUACCUCAAGGGUCCCAAGUUCCUCAUCUACGUCAGUGGAGCAUUGUCAAUGUGGGGGGACCGCAUGUGGCACUUUGCAAUUUCUGUGUUCCUGAUUGAGCUGUACGGCCGUAACCUGCUGUUGACUGCAGUGUUUGGGUUGGUGGUGGCUGGGUCAGUGCUCCUUUUAGGGGCUUUGAUUGGAGACUGGGUUGAUCGCAAUCCCAGGAACAAAGUUGCACAUGCAUCUCUUUUCAUCCAGAACAUCUCAGUGACAGUAUGUAGCAUUGUGCUCAUGUUGGUGUUCUCAUACAAGCAAAGGAUUGAACAGAUCUGGGAUGGAUGGCUUACUGUGGUUUGUUAUACGGUGGUGAUCGUCCUGGCAGAUGUGGCAAACCUUGCAAGCACAGCACUGACCAUUGCCAUUCAGAGGGACUGGAUUGUGGUUAUCACAGGCUACAACCGAGGUCACCUUGCUGGGAUGAACGCAACCAUGAGGCGGAUAGAUCAGGUGACUAACAUCCUGGCCCCACUAGCAGUGGGACAGGUCAUGACCCUGGCCUCCAAUGUAGUCGGCUGUGGCUUCAUCCUAGGCUGGAACCUUGUGUCUCUCAUCGUGGAGUUCUUCUUCUUGUCCCGGGUGUACCGCAUCGUCCCCGCUCUAUCAGUCAAACCGCCAGUGAUGGAGGUGGAUCAGGUAUAUCUGCCGAGUCUGGAGAGGACGAUGCCACAAGGGGAAGAUAAUGCUGCAGAACCACAACCUCUAACCGAAGGGAACUGCAACACAAGCCUGCACAUAAAAGAAAUCACCAACCUGCCGCUGUGUUUCCGGCGGUUUCGCUGGUUGAUGAGCACCUGCAAGGACGGCUGGAGGGCCUACUACCGCCAGCCUGUCUUCCUGGCAGGAAUGGGUCUGGCCUUCCUCUACACCACCGUCCUGGGUUUUGACUGCAUCACCACCGGCUACGCGUAUACUCAGGGCAUCAGCGGCUCCCUUCUCAGUCUGCUGAUGGGCGUCUCGGCUCUCACAGGGCUGAUGGGCACUGUGAUGUUCACCAGACUCAGGAAGUCCUACGGCCUGGUUAACACGGGCGUCAUCUCAAGCUGCCUCCACCUGGGCUGCUUGCUGCUGUGCGUGUGCUCGGUGUUUGCCCCCGGCAGCCCCAUGGAUCUUAGCUUGCUGAUGCCCUACAUCAACUCCUCUACCGAGCUCGGAGGGAUGACGAGCCAAAGGCAGAAACACACUUAUCCUCUUAGGGGGAGCAGCAAUCAGCCGCUGCUGCCAGACCGCUCCUCCAUCCACUGGACCAACAAUACUGUGCUCUUCGACAACGUGCCCUCUGACACGGCGCCAGAAUCGUACGUCUCCAUUAUCCUUCUCUUCUUGGGCGUCAUCACAGCACGAAUCGGUCUGUGGUCCUUCGACCUGACAGUGACCCAGCUCCUGCAGGAGAACAUCUGUGAGUCAGAGAGGGGCGUAGUAAACGGUGUGCAGAGCUCCAUGAAUUACCUGAUGGAUCUGCUUCACUUCAUCAUGGUGAUCUCUGCUCCACAACCGCACCACUUUGGCAUCCUGGUUAUCAUUUCUGUAUUAUUCAUCACCACUGGGCACACUAUGUACUUCCUGUACGCACACAAAGUUAAGAGAAAACGCCGUCACUGCACAUAAGGAGCAGUCUCAUCGAAUCUACUCCCGACUUAGCCAUUCGUUUCAUCACAACACAGCAAGUGCCUGUCCCACCUCUGUUGCCCUCUUCCUGCCGUAGCAGCAUACAAGAACUCAGGUGAAAUACAGUGGGAGACGCGCUCUCCCUUUGUGUACAUAAGUUGAGGUGGCUUCAGUAAAUGCAGCACUGGUACCUCAAGGCGAGACAUCCUGGUCUAGUGUACAACAGGACACACACGGGUAGCAGCUCAGGCACCUGCAAACCCUGAAGGAUCACUGCAUCACCAGCCUGGUAACUUACAGUACUUAGCUUUUUGGAUGGGAGGGUGGAUGGAUGGAGAGCUUCUUCUAACCGUCACUCGGUAAAGAACUGGUGUUGUGAAGAAAAUCGAACAGCGAUACACGAGAAUGGGAACAAGACGAGACAGUAGUGGCAUCAAUGUUACUGAUCCGUCCACUUGGAAAUAUUCCAGGGUGUCCAAAGACAAACAUAAAGGGAACUCAAUGUCAGAUUGUUUGACUUAGAAAAGAAGAUGAAUCUGAAAGGCAGUUCCCCCUUUAAGUGGACAUAAGUGGAAAGAAAUGUAUUUCCUUUCCCUGGUUUGUUUCUCUGUGGAUGAAUCAAGCUGAUAAUUUGCAGGUAAACCUGGUUUAUGCAUUAAAACAACAAACAUGAUCAACUCACGCCAUGUACUUUUAUCACAAACUAUUUUAUUCUAACUGCUUGUGUACUUUGAUAAAUAAAAAAGUAGUUUCCAAACUUUUUUUCCUUCCCAUAUAAAGAGUGAUAUUAUUAGUUUUAUAGACAUCCAAGAGGAAACCAAUCUUCAUUUUGUGACAUGUUUGAAAUCCGUGAUAAGUCAAUAGCAAAUGUUGAUCACUGCUGUUGGCUGUGAUGUAUUACACAUUGCUUCAUUCUUUUUUAGUUCCGAUGAACUAAACCCUACCUUACCUCAACUAAGAACAUGAACAUUGUUGGGAAUAUCUCUUGGGAAUUACUCUCAGCUACUGUGUGUCUUCAUAUCUCCUUCUUGUACAGUUCGAAACAACAUCAAAGUUAAACCUUCUGUCAUGCAACCAGCAACACAUCUCCAUAUAUUUGUAUAAUUUCGCUGUUCAUUUUCUGUAUUGUAUUGUAUUUUUCAGACUGAUUAUUAUGACAAUAAAUAAGACUGAAGAUGAUCUCAAGUAUUCUGAUCAAUUAAUACCCAAAUCAAUAUA
This is a messenger RNA of Gasterosteus aculeatus aculeatus (three-spined stickleback), 3754 nucleotides long. Its product is annotated as ferroportin. Gene Ontology annotation, molecular function: iron ion transmembrane transporter activity. Lineage: Eukaryota; Metazoa; Chordata; Actinopteri; Perciformes; Gasterosteidae. The record is from RefSeq and is a predicted model, not a curated record. Gene Ontology annotation, cellular component: membrane. Gene Ontology annotation, biological process: iron ion transmembrane transport.